This is a messenger RNA of Suricata suricatta (meerkat), 7931 nucleotides long. RefSeq names its product phosphatidylinositol-4,5-bisphosphate 3-kinase catalytic subunit alpha (gene PIK3CA). Gene Ontology annotation, cellular component: cytoplasm; plasma membrane; phosphatidylinositol 3-kinase complex, class IA. Lineage: Eukaryota; Metazoa; Chordata; Mammalia; Carnivora; Herpestidae. Bases 1405 to 4611 code for a protein of 1068 amino acids. The transcript is spliced from 21 exons. Gene Ontology annotation, molecular function: 1-phosphatidylinositol-4-phosphate 3-kinase activity; 1-phosphatidylinositol-3-kinase activity. Gene Ontology annotation, biological process: phosphatidylinositol 3-kinase/protein kinase B signal transduction; phosphatidylinositol-mediated signaling; cell migration. The record is from RefSeq and is a predicted model, not a curated record.
UCAAGGGUGACUCAACCCCAAACUGAUAGAAACAAAUAUAAGGAUCAUUAUUAUGCACAGAACUGAAAGGAAAUCAGGAAACUUGAAUUCAAAUCCAUUUCACUACAAGCAUUAUGUGUCCUUGGGCAAGUCUCAAUCUUUUUGGGCCUCUAUUUCCUCAUCUGUAACACAGAGAGAUUGUUCUGGGUCCUCUAAACUGGGUACUCCGUGAUCUGGCCUUAAAGUCUUAUGAGAAACAAAAAACUAAAAAUAAUUGGCAUUGGAAUCUGAAGCUCGUUGGUUUAAUACCUAACUUUUAGAGUUACUGGCAGGAUUACUGUGGACAGAUUUCCUAAUCUGCGUAAUAGGAGUAAUUACUAUUCAGUCAAGUUGUUGUUGUUGAAUUAAAUGAGAUAAUACAGAUCCAAAAGAGUUUUUGUUCUAUAUUCAGGUACUUAGUAAAUGUUCAUUUCCUUUCCCCUUAGAAGGUGUUAGAUCUCAUGAGUAGACUUAUCUGAGAUAUUAGAAAGACAUAAUUUUCCACUUUGCUAAAUGCUAGCAUUACAGAUGUAACCAGGGACCAGAACAACUGGCUUUUAGUUUCAUUUUCUUAGAAACCCAUUCGACUGUCAAAUAUCCACGUGUUACACAGCUUGGGAAGUAAUUGUGCUUAGAAAUUUCAAAUAUGGCAGGAUAUCAAAUGCUAAGCUAUCAAUAUAUCUGUAAUAUGAAGGAGAGAGUCUGGUGACCUAAUACAUCUCCACAAAGAUAAGUGAAAAUCAGACUUGAUCACUCCAGAAGGGGACAGGUUAAAACUGAGGGUAAUUUAUAAAAGAAGACACAGAAAAUUUGGGGAAAUCUCUGUUCACCAAAGCUUAAAACUCAGGGAUCAUUAUAUGGUAAUUUCUAGGAGGUAUAGGAAAUAUACCUCUGCUCAGGGCUAAUUCCAGAAGAGAAGAUUGUACUUGAGAUGAGAGUGGCAAUUUCAGAUAUCAACAGACUGAAAUUGGUAUUUGGGAGCCCUGUCUUUUAUAUAGUUAUUUUAAGCUUUAUUUGGUAAUAGAGAGCAACCUUACACAUAAUGUAAUAAUAUCUCUUUGCUGAAGUUUUUUGAUACCAAUCUUAUUUUUAUAUAAAUCGAAUUGGCAUGCCUGAGUUUUCCCAUAAGUUUAUGUUUAAAGUGAGUUUUAUUACCAAUCAUUUUGGGGGAAAAUGCUGUAAUAAAAAUUGAAAACUAUGGGGAGAAGAAACUGAAGUGUUAGGGCAUAAGAAAGAAAUAUGAAGCAACACGUAAUGAAUGAAGUCUGAGGAUUCAACUUGAAGAUUUGAGAUUUCCAUCAUUCAAAAAGAUUUCUGCUUUGGGACAGCCACGAAUCUAAUUCCUUAAAAUAGUUUUAUAUGUAAAACUUCUAAAGGAUCAGAACAAUGCCUCCAAGACCAUCAUCGGGUGAACUGUGGGGCAUCCACUUGAUGCCCCCGAGAAUCCUAGUAGAAUGUUUACUACCAAAUGGAAUGAUAGUGACAUUAGAAUGCCUCCGUGAGGCUACAUUAAUAACUAUAAAGCAUGAAUUAUUUAAAGAAGCAAGAAAAUAUCCUCUCCAUCAACUUCUUCAAGAUGAAUCUUCUUACAUUUUCGUAAGUGUUACCCAAGAAGCAGAAAGGGAAGAAUUUUUUGAUGAAACAAGACGACUUUGUGACCUUCGGCUUUUUCAACCCUUUUUAAAAGUAAUUGAGCCAGUAGGCAACCGUGAAGAAAAGAUCCUCAAUCGAGAAAUUGGUUUUGCUAUUGGCAUGCCAGUGUGUGAAUUUGAUAUGGUUAAAGACCCAGAAGUACAGGACUUCCGAAGAAAUAUUCUGAAUGUUUGUAAAGAAGCUGUGGAUCUUCGGGAUCUUAAUUCACCUCAUAGUAGAGCAAUGUAUGUCUAUCCUCCAAAUGUAGAAUCUUCACCGGAACUGCCAAAGCACAUAUAUAAUAAACUAGAUAAAGGGCAAAUAAUAGUGGUGAUUUGGGUAAUAGUUUCUCCAAAUAACGACAAGCAGAAGUAUACUCUGAAAAUCAACCAUGACUGUGUGCCAGAACAAGUAAUUGCUGAAGCAAUCAGGAAAAAAACUCGAAGUAUGUUGCUAUCAUCUGAACAACUAAAACUCUGUGUUUUAGAAUAUCAGGGCAAAUAUAUUUUAAAAGUGUGUGGAUGUGAUGAAUACUUCCUUGAAAAAUAUCCUCUAAGUCAAUAUAAGUACAUAAGAAGCUGUAUAAUGCUUGGGAGGAUGCCCAAUUUGAUGCUGAUGGCUAAAGAAAGCCUUUACUCCCAACUGCCAAUGGACUGUUUUACAAUGCCAUCUUACUCCAGACGCAUCUCAACAGCUACACCAUACAUGAAUGGAGAAACAUCUACAAAGUCCCUUUGGGUCAUAAAUAGUGUACUCCGAAUAAAAAUCCUUUGUGCAACCUAUGUGAAUGUAAAUAUUCGAGACAUUGACAAGAUCUAUGUUCGAACAGGUAUCUAUCAUGGAGGAGAACCCUUAUGUGAUAAUGUGAACACUCAAAGAGUACCUUGUUCCAAUCCCAGGUGGAAUGAAUGGCUAAAUUACGAUAUAUACAUUCCUGACCUUCCUCGUGCUGCUCGACUUUGCCUUUCCAUUUGUUCUGUUAAAGGCCGAAAGGGUGCUAAAGAGGAACACUGUCCAUUGGCCUGGGGAAAUAUAAACUUGUUUGAUUACACAGAUACUCUAGUAUCUGGGAAAAUGGCUUUGAAUCUUUGGCCAGUACCUCAUGGAUUAGAAGAUUUGCUGAACCCCAUUGGUGUUACUGGGUCAAAUCCAAAUAAAGAAACCCCAUGCUUGGAGCUGGAGUUUGACUGGUUCAGCAGUGUGGUAAAGUUCCCAGACAUGUCGGUGAUUGAAGAGCAUGCCAAUUGGUCUGCGUCUCGAGAAGCAGGAUUUAGUUAUUCCCACGCAGGACUGAGUAACAGACUAGCUAGAGACAAUGAAUUAAGAGAAAAUGAUAAAGAACAGCUCCGAGCAAUUUGUACCCGAGAUCCUCUCUCUGAAAUCACUGAGCAAGAGAAAGAUUUUCUGUGGAGCCACAGACACUAUUGUGUAACUAUCCCUGAAAUUCUACCCAAACUGCUUCUGUCUGUUAAAUGGAAUUCUAGAGAUGAAGUAGCUCAGAUGUACUGCUUAGUAAAAGAUUGGCCUCCAAUCAAACCUGAACAGGCUAUGGAGCUUCUGGAUUGUAACUACCCAGAUCCUAUGGUUCGAGGUUUUGCUGUUCGAUGCUUGGAAAAGUACUUAACAGAUGACAAGCUUUCUCAGUACUUAAUUCAACUAGUACAGGUCCUAAAAUAUGAACAGUAUUUGGAUAACCUGCUUGUGAGAUUCUUACUCAAGAAAGCAUUGACUAAUCAAAGGAUUGGGCACUUUUUCUUUUGGCAUUUAAAAUCUGAGAUGCACAAUAAAACAGUUAGUCAAAGGUUUGGCCUGCUUUUGGAGUCCUAUUGUCGUGCAUGUGGGAUGUAUUUGAAGCACCUAAAUAGGCAAGUUGAGGCUAUGGAAAAGCUCAUUAACUUAACUGACAUUCUCAAGCAAGAGAAGAAGGAUGAAACACAAAAGGUACAGAUGAAGUUUUUAGUUGAGCAAAUGCGGAGACCAGAUUUCAUGGAUGCUCUACAGGGCUUUCUGUCUCCUCUAAAUCCUGCUCAUCAACUAGGAAAUCUCAGGCUUGAAGAGUGUCGAAUUAUGUCCUCUGCAAAAAGGCCACUGUGGUUGAAUUGGGAGAACCCAGACAUCAUGUCAGAGUUACUCUUUCAGAACAAUGAGAUCAUCUUUAAAAAUGGGGAUGAUUUACGGCAAGAUAUGCUAACACUGCAGAUCAUUCGCAUUAUGGAAAAUAUUUGGCAAAAUCAAGGUCUUGAUCUUCGAAUGUUACCUUAUGGUUGUCUGUCAAUCGGUGACUGUGUGGGACUUAUUGAGGUGGUGAGAAAUUCUCACACUAUUAUGCAGAUUCAGUGCAAAGGUGGCCUGAAAGGCGCACUGCAGUUCAACAGCCACACACUACACCAGUGGCUCAAAGACAAGAACAAAGGAGAGAUAUAUGACGCAGCCAUUGACCUGUUCACACGCUCGUGUGCAGGAUAUUGUGUCGCUACCUUCAUACUGGGAAUUGGAGAUCGUCACAAUAGUAACAUCAUGGUUAAAGAUGAUGGACAACUAUUUCAUAUAGAUUUUGGACACUUUUUGGAUCAUAAGAAGAAAAAAUUUGGUUAUAAGCGGGAGCGUGUGCCAUUUGUUUUGACACAAGAUUUCUUAAUAGUGAUUAGUAAAGGAGCCCAAGAAUGCACAAAGACAAGAGAAUUUGAAAGGUUUCAGGAGAUGUGUUACAAGGCUUAUCUAGCUAUUCGGCAGCAUGCCAAUCUCUUCAUAAAUCUUUUCUCAAUGAUGCUUGGCUCUGGAAUGCCAGAACUGCAGUCUUUUGAUGAUAUUGCAUACAUUCGAAAGACCCUAGCUUUAGAUAAAACUGAACAAGAGGCUUUGGAAUAUUUCAUGAAACAAAUGAAUGAUGCACAUCAUGGUGGCUGGACAACAAAAAUGGAUUGGAUCUUCCACACAAUUAAGCAGCAUGCUUUGAACUGAAAUGAUAACUGAGAAACCAAAAGCUCAUUAUCUGGAUUCUAUACUGCACUGUUAAUAACUGUCAACAGGCAAAGACUGAUUGCAUAGGAAUUGCACAAUCCAUGAACAGCAUUAGAAUUUACACAAGAACAGAAAUAAAAUACUAUAUAAUUUAAAUAAUGUAAACGCAAACAGGGUUUGAGAGCACUAAACUAGUUCAUUUCAAAAUUAAGCUUUAGAAUAAUGCGCAGUUUCAUGUUAUGCCUUAAGUCCAAAAAGGUAAACUUUGAAGAUUGUUUGUAUCUUUUUUUAAAAAAGAAAAGAAAACAAAAAAUCCCCAAAAUAUAUAGAAAUGACGGAGAAGGAAAAAGAAUGAUGUUCUUUUUUUGUCUUGCAAAUGUUCUAUGUUUUGAAAUUGUGGACACAACAAAGUCUAUCAUUGCAUUAGGUUCAAGGAAACUGAAGUUUGAUGUUAAAUUGCAUUAAUUAAGAUUAGAAAAUAAUGAAGAUUUCUUAUUUUUCCAUUGCUGUUCAAUUUAUAGUUUGAAGUGGGUUUUUUGACUCCUUGUUUAAUGAAGAAAACUGCUUGGGGUGGAAGGCACUCUUGAGAUUUCACCAGAGACUUUUCCUUUUUAAUAAAUCAAACCUUUUGACGAUUUGGGUCUUAUCUACAAAGUUUUGGAAGCAGCCACAAAUGAGACCUGUUAUAAGGUGGUGUUUUUGGGUGUUUUUUUUUCCUGAACAGUAUUUACAAGAAUCUGACUCUUAUUUCCCAGGGAAAUUCUGGGCUCCCACAAAGUACAAUAAUCAUCAUGGAGAAAGAAGGGGCAGGAAGCGCUCCUGCCCCAGGAUUGUACAGUAUUCACCUUAGGUUGAUUUUUUUUCUCCUUUUGCAAUUGAAUUGAAUACAUUUUUCAUGCAUGUUUCCAGAAAAUAGAAGUGAGUAUUAAUGUUAUUAAAAAGAUUAUUUUUUUUAUUAAAGGCUAUUUAUAUUAUAGAAACUAUCAUUAAUAUAUAUUCUUUAUUUACAUGAUCUGUCCCAUAGUCAUGCAUUGUUUUGCACCCCAAAUUUUUUAUUGUCCGUAGCAGCAUGGUCAGCUUUUCUCUCGGGCUGUGGGUGAGGCUCAGGCACUGUUCCAUUUAUACCAAUGACUAGUGUGUAACUACAUAAGAAAACAGAUUAAAGGUCGUCAUCUUUCCUUUUAUUUCUGUUUUCAUAUGAAUCCCCCAUUUUCCACCUUCUUUUAUAAUUAGUUGAAAAUGCCUCAAUCAUGAAACUAGUUACCAAAAUUGACACAAUAUAGCGUUAUCUUCCUGAUUGCUUCAGCCCUUCUCCCGAGGUAUGCUUAUGAAUAAUACUUUAUAAUAUGGGGGAAUAGAAACCAUGAACUUUUUACCUUCUUAGGCUAGUUAUGCAAUAUCUCAAUAAUAAAAGUAGGACCUUAAACCAUUUUAAGAUCAUGUCCCAUUUCCAAGCAGUUAGGGCUCACUCUCCAACUUUGUUAAAUUGCAUUUGAGUACAGGAUAACAUUCUUAAAUACUUUGGAAAACGUUAACCCAAGAUGUAGGGGCUAAUGCUAAUCAUCACUCUAGAAUCUGUUAUUUUACUCAGUAUUUGAAAUGAAUGAUUAAUGCCCUAGGAAAUAGCUUUAGCAAAUGUCCAGGGGCCACACCAGAAAAAGUGCAAUAAUUUACUGACAGUUGUCUAGAGUAGGUGCAUUAUUGGAAAAUGUAACUUCAUGAAAAGUGCACAUUAUAUACUCUAGCAGAACAGCAUCACUUUUACGAUAAUUCACUUAUAAAAUCAGUUACCUAUAGUAGAAGUCUUGAAUAGUGAGCAAGGGACUCUAAUACAAAUACUCUUAAUAUCUGGCUGUUUUAGAACCCUUAAAGGGCCUAAUUAUUGGAGUUUUAGGUACUUCACUAAAGCAUGUACAUAAUAUUGCCAACAAGAAAAAUACAUUUGAAGAUUAGGGGAACUUACUCCUGUAAACUGUCUUGGUAUAGUUAAGAAUUUAAACUCCCAUUUUAAACAGGAGGCCAAAUAGAUUCUUUUGCAGAUAGAGAUUUCAUAACUUACUGAGGCUUCUUCAACAUUUUGUGCCUUUUACUUACAUUCACUUAACACAUGCUAACAUCCCAGUCUUUUCUAUGUCAGGGAUUAAUUACAGAAAACUCAGUGAAAUGGCACCAAUCUGGAACUCUGAUGGUAGAAACUGGAGAUAUAACGGAGAACCUUGUUUUACUCGAGUGCCAAAAAAGCUUUGAGCUUCCUUGCACAAAAUGUAUAUAAUUUGUGCAUCUCUCACAUGAGCCCAGAUAGUCCCCUUCCCCUGGGGCCUCUCCACCAUCAAAACACAAGCCACGCAGCUUAUUUCAUCAUUUACAUUUAUUUUCAAUAGUUAUUACAACCAAGUUAAUUCUGCUUGAAGAAGUGAGACAAAUUUUACUAAGAAUGGAAUUAAGAUUCUAUAGUGAUUUCACUAAAAACAAAGUAAAUUUUACACAAAUCCAAGCGGAGUUUAAGCAAACAACUUUCAAAAUAAGAAGAAAAGGUCAGGUAGUGCUCAGAAGACAAAGAACCAAAAACUGAAUCGAAUACUACAUGGGUGACUAGGAUGUCCAGUCAGUGGCAAGCCGUUUCCGGGUACGGCAGUGUCUGGUCACCCGCGCCCCCCCGCCCCAUGAAUUGGUUAGUUCCUGUGGCCGACCAUCCUUGUCACUGAAUAUGGUAUAAUUGUUGACUCAACAGUCUUAUUUGGUCACUUGAGAAAUAUUUCCUUCAAUGACUUUUGGAGGGGGAAAAAAAAAGCAGGUUUAAAGAACCUAAAGGAAAUAAAACCUAAUUUUAAACAUAUUCUAGUAAGAUAUAAGCUGAAAAUCAUGUUUUAACUUUUUAUCAUACUCUCAGCUAUACAGAAUCAUUUAUUUUGAAGAUUUUUAGACUGCUGUUAAUUUGAAAUCUGUUAAUCAUAUUGUAGAAUUUGGUUUUUAAAAAAGAUGUUUCUAAUUGGAUUUUUUUAAAGAAGAAUGGAAUUUGGUCACUAUUUUCUGAUAGAACCUAAACUUUUUGUGGUUCUUAGUGUCCUCUGUAAAACUCAGUGUCAAAGUAAUCAACUUUGAGGUUUUCCCUUCUAAUCUGCUUUAUAUUACAAGCCCUUUAGGAAAUGGGAACCUGGUGAAUAUUACAAUGAAUUGUAAAAUAUUUUAAUGUGUAAUUUUUUUCAACUGUGAAACUAUGACUAUUGGUUUUUUGAUGAAAACAGCUGCUGAUAAAGUAUUUUGUGUAAAGUGUAGUUCUUAUUAAUCAGGAAAAUAAUCAAUGACUUGAUUAGAAUGUA